Messenger RNA from Prosopis cineraria, 3457 nucleotides. Its product is annotated as probable LRR receptor-like serine/threonine-protein kinase At1g06840. The record is from RefSeq and is a predicted model, not a curated record. Gene Ontology annotation, biological process: protein phosphorylation. Gene Ontology annotation, molecular function: protein binding; protein kinase activity; ATP binding. The transcript is spliced from 21 exons. Bases 359 to 3226 code for a protein of 955 amino acids. Lineage: Eukaryota; Viridiplantae; Streptophyta; Magnoliopsida; Fabales; Fabaceae.
UUAUUUUUGGUUCUUGAUUGUCUCACUCAUGCAGGUAUCAACCACCUGCCUUCGCUUCCAGAAAGUCAAAUCGACAACCCCCCAUUAGAGCGGUCCUAUUUUUCUAGCAUUAUUUAAUUCUCCGUCAUAUUCUUCAUCAUAAAGCUUCUUAUGGUGAAAACGAUGGCCAUCGUCAUCACCAUCACCAGUAAUUUCUGCUGCAUUCGUUGUCUCGACCUGGUCAUAAAUGUACCAUUCUCGAGCUUUCACACUCUAGUCUCCCUUGCUGAUGCUUGCUUCCAUAGGACAAGAAGAGUGCCCUGUUUGGUUCAUGAGAGAUAUCUAAGAAGUUUGGUGCUUUCUACCUUCUUGGAUUGCGAUGUCUCUUGCAAAGAGUUGGGAUUAUGAAGUUGUUUUCAGCUUGUGGUUCUGCUGCUUUUUGCUACCGGUUUCUGCGCAGGAUUUUAUCACUGAUCCCACUGAAGUUGACGCAUUGAAAAUCAUCAAGCAAAGUUUGGUUGAUCGUAAUGGAAAUCUGAGCAACUGGAACAGUGGAGAUCCAUGUAGAUCUAACUGGACAGGGGUUGUAUGCUAUAAUACAACAUUAGUUGAUGGUUAUCUCCACGUUCAAGAAUUGCAACUGCUGAGUAUGAAUUUUUCUGGAACUUUGGCACCAGAGAUUGGCCGCUUGGCCUAUCUGACAAUAUUGAGCUUUAUGUGGAACAACAUAAGUGGGAGUAUCCCGAAGGAAAUUGGCAAUAUCUAUACCUUGGAGCUCUUACUCUUGAAUGGCAACCACUUAACAGGGCCUUUGCCAGAAGAGCUUGGUUAUCUUCCAAAUUUAAACAGAAUUCAAAUUGAUCAAAACAAAAUAUCAGGACCUUUACCUGCAUCAUUUGCAAACCUGAACAUGACAAAGCACUUUCACAUGAACAACAAUUCGAUUAGUGGACAAAUCCCACCAGAGCUCUCCCGCAUGCCAAAUCUUGUCCACCUUCUUCUUGACAAUAACAACUUAUCAGGAUAUCUUCCUCCUGAGCUCUCUGAGAUGCCCAACAUACUUAUCAUUCAACUUGACAACAACAACUUCAGUGGGAAUACAAUUCCAGCGUCUUACGGCAACAUGUCAAAAUUGUUGAAAUUGAGCCUUAGGAAUUGCAGCUUGCAAGGAUCGGUUCCUGAUUUAAGUAGGAUACCGGAACUUGGUUAUCUUGACCUCAGUUCCAAUGAGUUGAAUGGAUCAAUUCCUCCUAACAAGCUUUCUGACAAUGUUACAACAAUUGAUUUAUCAAACAACGAGCUUACUGGAACCAUUCCAUCCUAUUUUUCUCUUCUUCCUCUUCUUCAGAGAUUGUCAAUUGCAAACAAUUCUUUGAAUGGCAGUAUUCCUUCUACCAUUUGGCAGAGCAAGACUUUAAAUGCAACGGAAAGCUUUAUCAUGGAAUUUCAACAUAAUAGUUUUACAAGCAUAUCAGGCAGUACUAGCCUUCCUCCAAAUGUCUCACUCUGGCUUGAGGGAAAUCCUCUAUGUUCUAAUGAUAGCCUAGCUCAGUUUUGCGGAUUAGAAGCCAAUAACACUGAUACUAUGGUUUCAACAUACUUCAAUGGUAGCUGUCCUAGUGCAGCAUGCCCCCCUCCUUUUGAAUAUUCUCCAUCAUCUCCAGAGAAAUGUUUCUGUGCAGCCCCUUUGAUUGUUGAAUAUCGGCUGAAAAGUCCGGGAAUUUCAGCUUUUCCUUCUUAUAUAGAUUUAUUUGAGAACUAUCUGACAGAUGGACUUAAGUUAUUCAUUUAUCAACUACACAUUGAUACAUAUUUUUGGGAAGAAGGGCCACGACUGAGAAUGCUCUUGAAGCUUUAUCCUGUCUAUCUUGUUCAGAACCAAAGCUCACAUAUUUUCAACAGAAGCGAGGUUCUAAGGCUAAGAAGCAUGUUCACAGGAUGGUUAAUUCCUGACAACGAUAUAUUUGGGCCUUAUGAACUACUUGGCUUCCAUCUCCUAGAUCCUUACAAGGAUUUGAUAGAAACCUCUAGACAAAGUUCAAGGAUAAGCACGGGUGCACUGAUUGGCAUAAUAAUAGGGACAAUUGCCUGUGCUGUUAUAGUAUCUGUAACUGUCAGUCUUCUUAUAGUCAGAGUGCUCAUGAGACGUUGGCGCUCAAUAUCAAAACGACAUCAAACUUCAAAGGUUUCCAUAAAAAUUGAUGGUGUGAGGGCCUUUACAUAUGAAGAAAUGGCACAGGCUACAAACAAUUUUAGCAACACAGCACAAGUUGGCCAAGGUGGUUAUGGGAAGGUUUAUAAAGGAAAUCUUGCUGAUGGCACUGUGGUUGCCAUAAAGCGUGCGCAGGAGGGAUCCCUGCAAGGUGAGAGGGAGUUCCUGACAGAAAUACAAUUAUUAUCCAGGUUACAUCAUCGUAACCUUGUGUCUUUAGUUGGAUACUGUGAUGAAGAAGGUGAACAGAUGCUGGUUUAUGAAUUUAUGUCAAAUGGCACACUUAGGGAUCACCUUUCUGCUAAUUCAAAAGAAGCUCUGAGUUUUGCUAUGAGAAUGAGGAUUGCAUUAGGGUCAGCUAAAGGUAUUCUGUAUCUACAUACAGAAGCAGACCCGCCAAUAUUCCACCGAGAUGUCAAGGCUAGCAACAUAUUAUUGGAUUCUAAGUUCACAGCAAAAGUUGCUGAUUUUGGACUAUCACGGCUUGCCCCUGUUCCAGACAUUGAAGGAGUUGUGCCAGCUCAUGUAUCUACUGUGGUAAAGGGGACCCCGGGUUACCUUGAUCCAGAGUACUUCUUAACUCAUAAGCUGACAGACAAGAGUGAUGUUUACAGUCUUGGUGUUGUAUUUCUGGAACUAUUGACUGGGAUGCAACCAAUCUCGCAUGGCAAAAACAUUGUUAGAGAGGUUAAUAUUGCAUACCAAUCUGGUGUGACAUUCUCUGUUGUUGAUGGACGCAUGGGGUCUUACUCUUCAGAGUGUGUUGAGAAAUUCUUGAAUCUGUCCUUAAAGUGUUGCCAAGAUGAGCCAGAUGCACGGCCUAAAAUGGCGGAAGUGGUUCGAGAGCUUGAAAAUAUAUGGGCUUUGAUGCCGGAGUCUGAUACCAGGAGAGCUGAAUCUAUAACCCCUGGUAGUGAUUCUGGAAAAUUGGUUAGUUCAUCUUCAUCUUCUACUGUAAAGACUCCCUUUGUAUCCGGAGAUGUGUCAGGUAGUGACCUUGUCAGUGGGGUGGUGCCAAUCAUUACGCCAAGAUAGAAACUUGAUGAAACUAGCAGCAGCAGUAGCAUUCUAUGUGAUCUUGGAAUUUUGUAGUCCUGUGAAUUCAACAGACAUGUUAUCUUUUCUCUGUACAUUCUUUUAAAGUAUAUUGUUGUGUAGAAUGAUUCAUAUAGAGCAUUAGCUGGUGGCAUAUGGAUUUUGUAGCACUAAGACACUUUUUGUUGAAUUGUGGUUGUUUGAAGCUUAAUAAGUACUUGGAAAGUGAAA